Messenger RNA from Portunus trituberculatus (swimming crab), 1071 nucleotides. RefSeq lists its product as uncharacterized. The transcript has 2 exons. Bases 1 to 1071 code for a protein of 356 amino acids. The record is from RefSeq and is a predicted model, not a curated record. NCBI's taxonomy places the organism in Eukaryota, Metazoa, Arthropoda, Malacostraca, Decapoda, Portunidae.
AUGGCGGCGGGGGAGGCAUUUUCCCCUGACGAGUUCCAGCUUGGUAGCUUGGUAGCCAAGUUUGGUAAUAGGAAAGUGGUAUCGAAAUCUUGGACUUCCCGCAGGCCCAGCGGAUGUGCAGCGGUUUCACAACCCUCCACAUCAGAUGCGGGUUGCCAGCUAUCAGAGUUAUCGGCUCCACGUCGGAGGUAUGUAAGCGAGAGCGUGGUUGAACAUGAAGCUGGUGAUCAGUUGUUGAGACAGGUGAUCAGGCUGGAGGAGGACAACCGGAAGCUACAGGACCGAAUACGGCAUUUGGAGCAGCGGAGACGAGGACUGGAGGAGACUAAAUCAGAUAAUGGGAGUGAGAGACUGUUGGAAACCUUGGAUCGCGACGGCUCUUUGGUGCCUCUUCGUAGUUACCAGCAUUUUAUCCUUCCGGCAGGUGAGGGUGUGCGUGGAAUGGCCGUUUAUGUUAAAAAUAGUAUACCGGCUGAAUUAGUUUCAACUCCUGGGAAAUGUGGGGGAAUUGAGUACAUAGCAGUAAGACUUAGACUUGCCGAAGGCUAUUUUGUUUUAGUUAAUGUGUAUGUGAGUCAGAACUCACUAAAGUUCGAACACUUACCAGACUCGGUGUUUCGGGAACCUACCUUGCUGGUCGGGGAUUUAAAUGCCAGACAUGCUGUGUUAGGCUCGUCUGGCAGUAGUAAUUGGAAUGGUACUGUAUGGCACCAGUUUCUCAGUGAUUGCGAUGAAGCACGCUUACUUGGGGAUAACUCACCCACUCACUUGCAGGGAGGGAGGAUAGAUUAUGCAUGCUUGUUUAAUAUUCAAGGCAUGGAGGGUAAAUGUACAGUGAUUUCAGAGCUGUUAAGUGAUCAUUUUGCGCUUUAUGUUGAGUUACCCCUGCGAAAAGCAUGUGGCGGCCAUAGUAGAGUUAGGUUUUUCAUUAAUGAUAACAACAGGGAGAUAUUUCUUCGUAGCAUGAAUGAGUGGUACAGUGCUUAUCAUCCGCAUGAUGUUGACACUUUCUAUGAAGAUCUAGUUGCACAGAUAGCUGCAUUGGUCGACAAAAAAAAAAUCAAACUGUAA